CUCAGAGAUCCACCUGCCUUUGCCUCCCCAUGCUGAACGCUGGGAUUAAAAGCAUGUGCCACCAAUGUCGCACAAACUUUGAUACAUAGCAAAUAGCUGGAGAGGCCAAGAUAUAUUUAUGUAUAAGUUAAUGAACUGAAAAACUAAAAGUCAAUGUGAAGAUAAUACUUUAUUAACUAAUAAAAACAUUGAACAAAUUUGAAAUAUAUAUUACCCUAUCAUAAAUUAUUAUUUAAAAAUGAAUUUGUGACGAGACUUAGUUUAUGAUUUAUGUAUUAUAUGAAGAAAAUAAAAAUCAUUCUGCAAAUUUAGUUUAAAGAUAAAUUCUAAACUCAGUUAAUGAAAUACAAUAAUUUUCUGAUGAAAUUAUUUUUAUUCUUUACAUUAGAGGAGUAAAUUUUAUAUUUUUGAUGUAUAUCUGUAUUGUAAAAGUUACUUCAUUUAGAAGAGAAAUUCUAAAAAGCUUUUGUAGAGGGAAGGAGGAAAAGUUCACACAAUAAUGAAAGCCAAAAUGGUUGAGAAAAACUUCCCAGACACAAGCAGAGAAAGAAUGAAAGAAAGUGAAAACAAAAUUGGGAAGUAAAAAAAGAGCAUUCAGAAAAUGGAAACUAGUGUUUCCCAUUAUUUAAGAUGCAUCCCCACAGGAUGGGCUUCAGAGAACCUAGAGGGGAAGGUUCAGGACCACAGAGCCCAGAGGACCAGCAGCAUCUGCAACAUCCACAAUGUCGAAGCCCUGUGCCUUCCUGACGGUCCUGGUGGUGCUGAGCUGCUGGUCAACCUGCUCUCUAGGAUGUGACCUGCCUCACACACACAACCUCAGGAACAAGAGAGCCCUGACACUCCUGGCACAAAUGAGGAGAGUCUCCCCUGUCUCCUGUCUCAAGGACAGAAAGGACUUUGGAUUCCCUCUGGAGAAGGAGAAUGUCCAGCAGAUCCAGAAGACUCAAGCCAUCCCUGUCUUGAAUGAGCUGACCCAGCAGGUCCUGAGCCUCUUCUGCUCAAAGGACUCCUCUUCUGCUUGGGAGACAACCCUCCUAGACACAUUCUGCAGCGGCCUCCACCAGCAGCUCCAGGACCUGCAGGCCUGUCUGAGGCAGCAGGUCGGGGUGCAGGAAUCUCCCCUGACCCAGGAGGACCCCGUGGAGGCUGUGAGGAAGUACUUCCAUAGGAUCACUGUCUACCUGAGAGAGAAGAAACACAGCCCCUGUGCCUGGGAGGUGGUCAGAGCACAAGUGUGGAGAGCCCUGUCUUCCUCAGCCCACUGGCUGGCCAGAUGGAGAGAGGAGAAGGACUGAGUCCUGAGCCAAAGAGGAGAGGACUGUGCUGGACUAGGACACUCUAUCUCGCUUCAUGAGCUUCCUUUAAAACUCUCAUUCAUUUUGGGAUGAAUAUAAUCAACGUGACUAGAUGUUUCAGUGAAACAGAGCAAACUUUUUGUAUAUGUAAAAGCAUUUUUUUUCUUUAUCCAUUUGGUCAUAUUUAUUUAUUUAACUAUUAAUAUAAUUUCAGGCAUUUAUUUUAAAUCUUACUGUCUUAUUGUUUCUUUAAUGUAC
This is a messenger RNA of Meriones unguiculatus (Mongolian gerbil), 1553 nucleotides long. Its product is annotated as interferon alpha-1-like. The coding region runs from base 723 to 1295 and encodes 190 amino acids. Gene Ontology annotation, molecular function: cytokine activity; type I interferon receptor binding. The record is from RefSeq and is a predicted model, not a curated record. NCBI's taxonomy places the organism in Eukaryota, Metazoa, Chordata, Mammalia, Rodentia, Muridae. Gene Ontology annotation, cellular component: extracellular region. Gene Ontology annotation, biological process: B cell differentiation; positive regulation of peptidyl-serine phosphorylation of STAT protein; humoral immune response. The transcript has a single exon.